This is a messenger RNA of Suillus clintonianus, 564 nucleotides long. RefSeq lists its product as uncharacterized. Lineage: Eukaryota; Fungi; Basidiomycota; Agaricomycetes; Boletales; Suillaceae. The transcript is spliced from 3 exons. Bases 1 to 564 code for a protein of 187 amino acids. The record is from RefSeq and is a predicted model, not a curated record.
AUGGCUCGUCCCCCCAUGGCCCACUCCAACGGAAAUGCUCUGUCCAUGUGGGCGGCAAAAGGACCAGGACUUUGUGUACAGGAGUACUUUGCCAAUGCCAAGAUGAUGCCCAUGAACUUUGUGCUUCCCUCCUCAAGACAAUGCGGCCCCAAUUCAUCGCCACCCACACUAUCAGAUGACUUCUCUCCUUACUCCAUGGACAUCGACUCCAUGAUUCCUCCUCCUGGCGAGGAAGGAUUUUCUGUCAGUCAUGUGGGAGAUGAGGUGGUGAUCUACCAGGAACUAGAAGAACCCACCACAACAACAGUGAAAUCUUGCCUUUUCAACUUGAUUCUUCUGCCUGCUAUGGCACCUUUCUCCGCUGAAGACCUUUUCAACACCCCGCCAUCAUCGCCUGCGCCCUCUGCUGCUGAGCUUCCUCCUCAGGAGCCCAUUGAAACUGAGGCCGAUGUGCUUGACUGUGACUGGACCGCUCUUCGCGAUCAUCUCGACACCUUGACUCGCAUGAUCCCCAAAGAUAAGGAGGAACUACUGGAGGAUAAGGAGCAUUGGAUGAGGGAUUGA